AUGUCAAAAAACGAACAAAAUGGAACCGAUGACAUGAAAGUGGCUGUAGGAGAAAUAGACGAAAUAAUGAAACGUUAUGAUGAAAAGAUUCGUAACAAGUUGGUCUCUCAUAUUCUUUCAUCUUGGUUGACUGAAAAAGCAGCUGAACAUUUAGGUCUAGAUGAAGUUUUAGAAAAUGAUAACUAUGUGGAUGAUGACUUUGACACCGGCGAUAUUUUGGAUGACCCGAUCAAGACUUUAGACAACAUCGUUGCAUCAAUUAAACCCAAAGUACCUCGAAGCGGAAUUUUGGAGUUAGAAAAUUUCAUUCAAACUAAAAACCCCGAUGAUUCCAAUACAACGAUUGAAAUUGAUUGUUUUCUGUACGACGAUGAAGACCUCGACAUUCUUGAAGACAAAGGAGAGCUGUCGCGUUACUACUGCGAAACAUGUGGCUCUAAGAAAAUAAAAUUCUUAAAUAUUGAAUCACAUUCAAUGUCCCGCGAAGAACUAUUUGCUCUUUUCAACGAUACCCUUCCUGUUCUUGUAGAUAAAGUAGUCCUCGAUGUGGGCUCACGUCUCGGUGCAGUUUUGUAUGGAGCUUACGUAUUUACUGAUGCAGAAAAGAUAAUAGGUGUCGAAAUGAACAAAGAAUUUUGCGACAUUCAAACAGAGGUGAUCGACAAAUUCAAAAUGAAUAAGAGAAUCGAGGUGAUCAACAAAAAAAUUCAGGAUUGUGCAGACGUACUAAUUUCUGCGGAUGUAGUUGUUUUAAACAAUGUCUUUGAACCGUAUCUUCCGAAAGAAAAGCAUGCUGAGUUGUGGUAUUUCUUCAAGGAACACAUCAAGAAAGGCGCUUACAUCGUAUGCCGACCUCCAAUUGAACACGCAGUGAAAGAUUUGAAUCUUAACAUCGACGUUACCGAGUGGAUCAAAAAAGUAGAGGCACUAAGUUUUAAUGAUACUACUGACGAAGGUGAAAAUGAAGUUCCCAAGAUUGAUUUUCCGAGAAGUGGGAUAUCCUGCUACGUGGUUCUAUAA
This is a messenger RNA of Cotesia congregata, 1020 nucleotides long. NCBI's taxonomy places the organism in Eukaryota, Metazoa, Arthropoda, Insecta, Hymenoptera, Braconidae. The record is from the annotation of a GenBank genome assembly.